AUGCUCUCUGUCGUGGCUCCGCGAAGCCCGAGUGUGGCACCGACAGACUUGGACGAGGACAGUGACUGCCGAGAGGACGACCAUGGCGGAGCUGUUAUCGAUAUCACCUCCGACCCCGAGACUCCGGUCAAGAGGGCGCUCCGAUGCGCUGAAGAAGUCCCGACACCGCCACCACUUCCUGCCAGGAGAACGGCUACCUCCAGCCACCUGCCACCGCAAGAGGUCGGUGCACCACGCAGCCGCCAGUCCAGCUUGCUGCACUGGGCUCACUCGGCGGCCGAGGGCACGUCGAAGAGGCCUCGUCGCCUAACGGCGCAGGAGGCCAUCGCAAAGCGGCGGGAGAGGCGCGAGCGCAACGCCGACCUCAGAUCCGGAGACCGGCCCCUGCCGCCUCCUGUAGUGGGCUACGACGUCGGCAUAGAGCGGCUGUGCACGAAGACCGAAGUAGAAGGCGUGGACGUGAUGUUCCCGGUUCAACCCCUCGACGCCCAACGUCUCGUCAUGGCAGCGGCUGUGCGUGCCAUGUUGGAGCGGAACGUGGCCUUCGUCGAAAGCCCGACAGGCACCGGCAAGACCCUGGCUUUGUUGUCAGCAAGCCUGGCCUACCAGCACUUCUGCCAGCAAAAGUCUGCCGAGGCCUUGUUGGGGGACCUACUGCAAGGGCACAGAUCGACUAGGGAUGGCAGAUUUUUUCUGCCGCAGUAUAGUGACUGUUCGCCGGGGAUGUCCGCAACGAUCGACAAGGGCAAGGGAAAAACGAAAGCACUGCCGGACUCGAUAAGCGUUUACGUCAAGUGGUGUCCCGAGACGAAAGAGCUCUUUGACAAUUAUCGGAUAAGGUGGAAUGAGGAAGAGCUGGUCAUCAUGCAAUUUCCGGAUGUGCCGGUCACCAUCGAAGACAUGGGCAAUUGGAUAGAAACGCGCGUGGAGAGGAUUUAUGAGCUCUCGACACAGGGCAUGGACAAAAUCAUGGUGCAGUCCCAGUAUCUCACAACUGCUUACAGGCCAGACAAGUAUCUCCCCUGGCAAGAGCCAGCACACAGAUAUUUCAGAGAUGGCGACGUGGUGAUGGUUCAGUGUCAGGCAAUGUCAGCACAGCAGAGGGAUCCCUUCACAAAGGAAGAGAUUGAGGAAUUCAAAAAGACUCUGCGCUUCGAGCAGGGCGAUCGCGUGCUGUGCAACUGCGGCCAGCUUUGGAUCUCCGGGUGGAUCGUAGGCUCAGCAGUGGAAGACGAUCAGGACCUUUUGCCUUAUGUCGUGAAGACAGACCCGAUCCCAGGCUUGCCUUCCAGGACAAUCUCCGUCCCACAUGACCGCGACGAGGUUUGUGUCCAGGAGGUGUGCUUCAACCCGAGUUCCGAGCUGCACUUUGUAAAGUGCGCCGCCACACGGUUGGCAGGCUCUGCAAAACCACAGCUCCGAUUCACUGAGGGCGACAAGGUAGCCAUUCGCCUCAAGAACGGACCGGAUGGACUGGAACGUUGGGUUUCCGGAUGUGUUACUGAUUUGUGGCCUUCCUUACCAGGGAAGCUUCAGUGGGAGAUCGAGGGCGUCACGGGGGAGUACCCGAAAGAGGUGCCAUAUCGAGUGGACAUGUCGCCGCUUGGCUGGUGCUUUGUGCACAGGGAUGACCACACACUCAUCCGCCGCGAGGGUCUCCAGCCACAAACCCGAGUGAAGGGCAUGAGCAAACGCCUCGAGGUGCGAAGAUGCGAGGAUGGCAGCAGGGAACAGGUCGACCAUCAGACGGAGCGUCGCAAGCACGUUCCCCGAGUUGUCUGGAUUGCACGGACGCACGACCAGCUGCAGCAUGCCGUUGGAGAGUUGAGGAGAGUUCCCUACCGUCCGCUUGAAGCGUUACGAAUCUCUCGCGAGCGGUUUUGCUUGCACCCGUUCGUGCAGGCAGCGCAAGACAAGUCGACGGCGUGCGAGAUGGCGACCAUGACUCGAAAUGGCAGCGCCUUGGGAGGAGGCAUUUCUGGAUGUGAGCAUCUGGACAACGCCGAAGCAAUCGGUUACCCGACGAUCAAAGAGCAUCGGUCGAAAUUUGAGGCAGGAGGGAAGCUAGCGGUCUACGACAUCGAGGACUUAGUCAAGGACGGCCACGAGACCCACACCUGCCCAUACCAUGCCGCUUUGGACCUGACGGCUGAGGGAGCAGGUCUUGUCCUUGCGACAUAUCCGCAGCUUUUAGAUCCCUGUGUGCGGGAGACAAGCAGUUUCAGCACCGUACUGCAGGAUGCCAUCGUCGUCAUUGACGAGGCCCAUAACAUUCCACAGGCUGCCCGUGAUGCGGCCACGUUCCGGGGCACUCUGUCCGACCUUCAUCUUCUCAUCUCCAGGCUUCAGGGCCUGGCCCAAGCCACGGCCGAACGGGAGGCCGAGAAUCUCGAAGCGCAGAGCGGUGACGUCUACUUGCUCUUCCAGCGCCUGGACGUCGAUAACUCUGGCAAACUUACCUUAGAUGAGAUCGACGAGGACGGAGACUGCGCGGCUCUGGCUUUGCUUCAAGCAGCUCGGCUUGGAUGUGAUCGGAUAAACCGGCGUCUCAAGCUAGCGUUCCUUGCAGCGUGUGGUGCAAUGCAGGACACAACGCCACCGAUGAACGUGAAUCGAGUCAAGGUCACCGUCCCGAGUUUCAACCUCUGCCCUGGGCAGUGGUGUGUCACGAACUUCGACAGUCCGCUGGACAUGGUCUACAAGCUGAGCCGGGGGAAGGAUUAUCUCAGCGAGGAUGACUUCAAUCAGCGGUGCAAACUGUUUGACUGGAUGGACACGAAGAUGUACUCUGGUCUGGGUGUCUUGGCACUGACUCUGUCAAGCCGAGAAAUCGUGUCCCCAACGGUUUCCCUCUCCGGCGAAGAGUACGUGCGUCCGGAGUCCCUGCGCUGGAUGGCACUUGGGAAGGAAGAGCACCGGGAGAAGGAGGAGAUCAAGAAGCUGGCGAUGAAAGUCCUUGCUGUAAAAAUCCGGGAGCGCCAAGCGCUGGCGCAGGCGGGGAGGGCUAACAAGUCUACGGAUCGUCGCCUGACAGCUCUCUGCUGGCCCGGGGAGUUCCGCAUCCUCUGGAAAGCUCUGGACAAGGACAAGAGCGGUCUCGUCUCCUACCAGGAGCUCGACUUGCCAGGUGCCGAGGUCCUGGCCGAGCCUAGCCAUUGUGGCAAAGGUAAGAGAGAGGGGCCACUCGGCAGCUCUUUCGUGGCCUGGACUUUCACGCCACAGGCCCGUUUGAGUUUCGGUGAUGUGUUGGCGUACAAAUGCAAAGCACCCGUCUGGCAGUCGGAGAUGACCUUUGUGGACAGUUGGGUGUGCCCUUCGUACCUCACAGCCCCGAAGAACGAGACAGCUGCUGUGGAGUUCAAGCAGCGUUGCUUGGAGGAAUGUCAUUCUUCACUUCGGACUGAAUAG
Messenger RNA from Symbiodinium sp. CCMP2592, 3408 nucleotides. NCBI's taxonomy places the organism in Eukaryota, Dinophyceae, Suessiales, Symbiodiniaceae. The record is from the annotation of a GenBank genome assembly.